Messenger RNA from Ipomoea nil (Japanese morning glory), 841 nucleotides. Its product is annotated as non-specific lipid transfer protein GPI-anchored 1-like. Bases 109 to 684 code for a protein of 191 amino acids. The transcript is spliced from 2 exons. Lineage: Eukaryota; Viridiplantae; Streptophyta; Magnoliopsida; Solanales; Convolvulaceae. The record is from RefSeq and is a predicted model, not a curated record.
AAUGGUGUGUCGCCCACUCGCCCUCCUUACUUUAGUUCUUCUCGAAUUGUUUAAGCUGUGUUGUUCUAAGGUUAGCUAGUAGAAUUAUUGAGAAGAAGUUGGAGAAAAAUGAUGUUAAGGGACGUUAAAGUGUUGGGUUUGGUGUUGUUGGUUGUUUGCGGCGGCGGCGGGGCGGCGGCGAAGGAUGACUUGAAGGACAAGUGCGGGAAAGAGUCGCCGAAAGUGAUGGAUUGCUUGUCGUACGCGAUCGGGACGGCGGACGCGCCGAGCAAGAAGUGCUGCGACUCGGUGUCGAGCAUUAAGGAGACGGAUCCGGUGUGCCUCUGCUACGUUAUACAGCAGGUUCAUAAAGGGGAUAGCUCCGUCACGAGUCUUGGCAUUAAAGAGGAUCGGUUGCUUAAGCUCCCGUCCGAGUGCAAGCUCGCCAAUGCCAGCACCACCAACUGCCCUAAACUGUUGAACCUUCCGGCGGGCUCUCCGGACGCCGCCAUCUUCACUAACGCUACAACUAGUCACGCCACUUCGAAAACCCCCGGCGCAUCUCCCGGCGGCUCAACGUCACAGCCGGCCACCGCUGGCGGUGACUCUGGUGGGUCGUUCAAGCACGCCCCGCAGCUCGCCGGAGUGCCCUUGUUGGCCGCUGCCGUCGCCGUCGUUUUCUGGGCUUUUCCAAGUGUGGUUUGAAUUGCAGGGUGAUGUGUUGUAGCCUGCAGUACGUAGUUAUUGGUAUUUUAAUUGUUCUAAUUUUCUUUAAUUAAUCUCCAUUUCCACUCUUCAUGCUGUUUUAAUUUGUACGUUGGAAAAUUAUCAAGAGCCUUUAAUUUAUUUUAUGUUUUCUCAA